Messenger RNA from Alternaria conjuncta, 1188 nucleotides. RefSeq lists its product as uncharacterized. The transcript has a single exon. The record is from RefSeq and is a predicted model, not a curated record. Gene Ontology annotation, molecular function: metallopeptidase activity. NCBI's taxonomy places the organism in Eukaryota, Fungi, Ascomycota, Dothideomycetes, Pleosporales, Pleosporaceae. Bases 1 to 1188 code for a protein of 395 amino acids.
AUGCAUCUCUUCUCCGCACCCAUCGCUAUUAUACUGCUCGUCAGCGCCGAAACCGUUCACGGUGGCAGCAGAUCUUGGGAGUCUAAGGCCCCGAACCAGCGGGCAAAUCCAACACCGUAUUACGAGGACCUGCUUACGUUGAACUCAACGUCCACACUGGUCAAGCGUGCCAUGUCUAUCAAAAGCUCGCCAGGAGAUAACUCAGUGGCACGUAUCUGGCCCAAUAAAGAGAUCAGAUGGUGCUUUGAAGAACCCCCAAGUCCUUCAUUCAGAGGUCAGUGGGAGACCGCCUUGAAAUCAUGGCCUGGACUUCUCAGACAUGAUUUCACCUACAAAGAAGUUGACGAUGAUGUCUGCAAAUCCGAAUCCGAACGCAGCUCCGUGCUGCAUGUUCGUUAUAACAACCGGGGCGUCUUAAAGUCGACAAACGGCAUUCCCGCCAUUGAUGCGGCCGCGGAUAAGUCAGAUCCCGACACCAUCUUGGGACCCUACACAAUGCUUUCUGACAAAGAGGGCGUCGGUCAAGGCGACGUAGUUGCCAAUAUGGCCCACGAAAUCGGACAUAUCUGGGGUCUCCAUCACGAACAUCAAAUUCCUUACUACUGGGAAAAGAGUUUGGAACACACAUUUGACCAAUGGAACUUUCCCGAGGAAAACCCGGGCCGAGUCAAGCGAUUCCAGACUAACGGCUUCAUCUGCUCAAAUCUCAAAGACUACGACGAUAUAUACGGUGGCUUGGAAGCCAAGGUCAACGCUGCUACAGGAAAUGUGAAAAAGGACUUGCAGGCCGAUCUCGACCGUCUCUGCAAAUCUCGAGUGGUAGCUUCAACGUACAAGUUCAGUGCUGUCGAAUGGCUUCCAUUAGAACACACCGCCAAUUUGGUUAUAGACAGUGAUUUUGACCCGAAGUCAAUCAUGCUGUACCCCUCAAAUGCUGGCGGCAAGGGAGGCUUUGGAGACGAUCGGGAGGACGUCAUGAAGUACAGUGACGAUACGGUCAUCCCGCCACGCUGGUGGCCCAGCCCCAUGGAUUAUGAGCGUCUCAUCAAGCUAUAUGGUUCACCAGCACUAUCCACACUGGAAGUUCCGCAUACUUCGAAAUCAAGCCCGAAUUUCAACCUGUUCAAGAAAUCCAGUUACAGCAACUUCAGGAAACGAGCUGGCGAUACGAAGGACGGGGUGUGUUAG